UUUUAGUACACUUAGUUCUAAUUAAUCUAAAACUUUUAACAACACUAUUGUGAUUCACGUCGACAAAACAAAACAAUCUGUCCUCUGGAAAUUAGAUAAUAGUACAAAGACGUGCGUAAGGUGAAAAAACAACAAACGCAGACACAUUUUCAUGAAGUGUUACGUUCUUUUUCAAAUUAAGUCAUAAAAGUGCCACGAUUGUUCUAAUUUAAUUUACAGAGACCGGCACUAUAAAAACAUUAUUUAGAAAAUGUGUUUACGCCAACGCGUUUUAUUGAAAAAAGAUAACCGAAAUUGUAAGAAAUCAGUUUCCCAACUCCAACUAACAUCUAAUAAAUAUAAACACUCUCCAACUGUAUAGGUAAUAAACAAGAUAACUGGGUGAGAGUGCAGUGCAAGUGCUCAAGACCGUUCUAGAGUUACUUAUUAAUCGUAAAGAUACGAACACUCCGAUGCUCCAUCCAAACGCACCGAGGACCUCCGGGCGAAAAAUGAAGCAGUACGUAGCAGCAACAUCAGUAUCUUUGGGUGCGCUAUGUGCUGGCACUUGUCUGGCUUGGACCUCCCCAGCCCUCUCCCAACUCUCGAUCCUGACCAAAACUGACAACUCCACCGAGAGUUUCCACCUCACGAACUCUGAAGGCGCCGCCGUGGGUGGAAUGAUAGCAAUAGGGGCCCUAAUUUCUGCAAUUCCGGCUGGUUUCCUCGCCGACAAGUUCGGACGAAAGAAAAUAAUCUUCUUCGUUUCCUUAAUGUUUCUUCUAAAUUGGCUGCUAAUCAUUUUUGCUCAAAAUUCAGCAACUUUGAUCGCUGGUCGAAUCUUCGCUGGAAUAGGAACUGGGGCCAUUUGUGUCGUCGGACCCAUGUACAUAGGAGAAAUCGCCGAGUCUUCAGUCCGAGGCAUCCUAGGAGCGUUCAUCAACAUGUUCCUCUGCACUGGAAUUCUUCUAACCUGUGUGUUUGGUUCUUUCACCACCUGGAGAGUGCUUUCGAUGAUCUUAGCAGCCGUUCCUGUAAUCUUCGGUGCUAGCUUCCUCUUCAUGCCCGAAACUCCAGUCUACUUAGUCAAAAUUAGCAACCUCCAACGAGCCGAGAAGACUCUACUUGGACUCAGAGGUAGCAACUACGACAUCCACACAGAACUCAAAGACAUCCAGAAGGAAAUCGACAAUUCGCAUAAGAACUCCGCAAGCAUUAAAGACAUCUUCACGUCUAAAGCAAACCGAAGAGCGUUCAUGUCAGUAGUUGCAGUCUUGGCGUUCCAGCAGCUGUGUGGAGUCAACGCUGUGGUCUUCUACACGGUUCCGAUCUUCCAGGCAGCUGGCAGCAGCCUUUCGCCUAAUCUCGCUGGAAUCAUUAUAGCUCUAGUACAAGUUUUGUCGUCCUACGUGUCCAUCUUCAUUAUAGAAAAAGCCAACAGGAGAUUCUACUUGAUGCUGUCUUCUGUCGGGAUGCUGCUGUUUUUGACAGCUCUCGGGAUGUAUUUCCACUUGAAGCGUUUGAAUGUCGAUAUUAGUCCUUUGGGUUUUAUUCCAAUUGGUAGUGCUGUCAUGUUCAUGAUUUCGUUUUCGAUUGGGUAUGGGCCAAUUCCGUGGUUGCUCAUGGGUGAGUUGUUCGCACCAGAGGUUAAAGGGAUCGGGAAUGGGUUUGCUAUCGCCACGAAUUGGUCGUGCGCGUUUUUGGUCACUUAUUUCUUCCCGAUUAUUAAUAAUAGUCUGGGGGCGCACAUUUCGUUUUAUAUUUGUGCGGGGAUUAUGGCACUUGCUACGAUUUAUGUGGCGGUUGUGGUGCCCGAAACUAGGGGCACGACGCUGCUGGAAAUUCAACAAAUUCUGAAUAAGUAGGAAUUUUGUAAUGAUUUAGAAAAAUAUGACAAUUUCUCAUUAGGAUAAUGUUUGAUAAGACUGUUGUAAAGAUAGAUAAAUUAUUGUGGAUUUUCUGCGGCUGGUACUUAUGUAGUACUUAAGUGUGAACGUAGAAGCUAUUUUAUAUUAGAUUGUUUAAAUCGUUGAAAAAUAAAUUGAAAAAUAAAUAAAA
Molecule: messenger RNA, 2037 nt
Organism: Zophobas morio
Lineage: Eukaryota; Metazoa; Arthropoda; Insecta; Coleoptera; Tenebrionidae
Product: facilitated trehalose transporter Tret1-like
Exons: 3
Coding region: 453-1844 (463 amino acids)
Biological process (GO): transmembrane transport; carbohydrate transport
Cellular component (GO): membrane
Molecular function (GO): sugar transmembrane transporter activity
Source: RefSeq, a predicted model, not a curated record